CUCCAAGAUCGCAUUUCCACUUGGCUCGGACGCAAGGGCCACGGACGACGACGACAAGGCACCACCAGGGGCAACGCAACGAGACGAGGCAACUCAUCUUGUCACCAUCACCGCACCCUAGACAUCGCCCAUGAAGCAUCAGAGGUGCUUCAUCGCUACCUGUCUUCCUCGCUACCCGCCUGGCAUCGACAUCUGAGAACGACAAUGACACCUUGAGCCGCGCCCCCCGUAUCGACGACUUUUCGCAUCUUGGCCGGUCCCAAUCAACGACUUGUUCCUCCUAGACUCUUCAUCAACCCACACAUCAACAUGACGCUGCCAGCGAUGGUAUCGUCGACAUCGACGUCGACGUCGUCGUCGUCAUCGUCACCGGCACGAGGAGGCAAACAGGAUGCGGCGCUGCCAUCACUCGAGGGCGGCCUCGAGUCACUGAACCUAGCGUCCACUUCGUCCCCUUCCCUUCCUCCUCAAAACGGCAACGGCAUUGGCAAUAGUGACAGCGACGAGACACUCGAUGAGACCCUCAUCGAUGCGCUCAGGUCAUCACGAGAUCGUCUCUUUAUUCUACGCCAAGAGCAGGACAUCAACGACUUCGUGGCAGACACGAGCAGGUCGGAGAUGCUCUUGCCUCUGAUGAAUUCAUAUCAACGGCUCCUCGUUCAUCGCUGCGCCGAUCAUUUCCGUCUGGCUCACCACAUCGACUUGGAGACGAAAGCAGUCAAGCUCGUCAGAGUGCCAGAGACGAGGCUUCCAAGGCGUCGCAUGAUCCAAGUUUUCAACUCGAUCAAUAAUACCUUGCGUCCAGCCGAUAUCUCGCCGUUUGCCCUUUUGUCAACGAGGCCAGAUACAGCUGCCUCGAGCUCACGAGCAUCGCCUCUGGCCGCCAAAGCAACAGCUGCCAUUCCGACUGUCAAAGAAGCGCCUGCUGCUACUGCGCCAGCAGCCACGCCGGCUCCUCCCGCUGGCUUUCGCAUUAUGAGGCGAGAUCCCUCCCUCGGAUCCUCGUCUGCCCUGGCUGCCAAUGCCGCCGACUCUCCAUCAUCUUCGAACUCCAGCGCAGUCGGCAAGAAGAGUAGGAAGGACAUGACAAUCGAGGAAAGAGAGGUGGCUUACCGAGAAGCUCGUGAGCGCAUCUUUGGUGCUGCCUCGGAGAACGCAGAGACCUCUGCUGCUGGCCCUGCGAAUAACAAGGCACAGACGCCAAGUAGCGUCACGGCAGCGAGCGUCUCGAAGCCGGAUGUGGACCCUCUUGAUGAUCCUAGGAGCGCUGUCAGGCCAGUUGGCUACGAACCAUACACGACUCCGGGUGCCCCUCAGCAGUGGGCCACUGCGCCGCCAGGCAUGUCUCUCGAGCAGCAGCAGCAGCAAGCGGCUUGGUAUCAUUGGUGGUUCCAGCAACAACAGCUUCAGCAGCAACAACAGCUCGCAGCAGCUCAACCGUACGCCUACCUCUCGCAACAAGCAAUGUGGCCAGCUGUCGCACCACCCCCACCCUUUGGCUAUCCGCCGCACUUGAUGCCGCCGCCCUUCUAUCCCUGGCAGUACACGACGACUGCACCAUCCCCCACGACAGCCGGGCCUUCGUACCCAACGCCUGCGUCCGUGUCAGGUAGCAGUGCUCUAUCAGCGUACAAUCUUGACGCCUUCUCCCCCUUCCCACCGACGCCGUCCAACUUGUCCAGCAGUGGUACCGGAAGCGUAGGCCUUCCCAGCCCGGCGCCGAGCGUAGUCAGCUCGACAUCGGCCAGCGCAUCAUCGCGCGAUGGCGAGGGGACCAGAAGAGCCACAGCAUGGCAGCGUCAACAGCAACAGCAGCAUAAUGGCGCUUAUGCCGGGGCUGGAGAUGGGGCUUCUUUGAACGUAGGUGCAGCCGACUACCCGAUGGCGCAUCGAGGCGUCCCUCCGCCGCCUCCAUCCGCCUUCAUGCCACCUUUUGCGGGAGCAGCACCGUACGACCCGCUUGCUCGCUCGGCAUCAUCGAGCCCCAUUUCGUCGCUUUCAGCGCGUUCCGAGUCUGGGCGCGGAGCAGCAGGUUCGAAUGGUGCAAACGGCAGUGCGAGGCGAAACCUGGCAUCUUCGUCUUCGGGCAGGCUCAAUGUGGGUGAACGCACGCUCUUCGAUCCUCGCGCAGGCGCCGCGUCGUCAUCCUCAUCGCCGGCGAUGUCCGGCUCCAUUGGCCUUGCCCCGCACGAGAGCGGGACCGUGCGAGCUUCAGGACGUCUACGUGACGUGCACGCCACGGCCACGGCGCCCACAAUGAGGCUCGGGGCGAUGGUCCCUGCCGGCUCGGCGUCAGCAGCGGGAGCGAGUGCUACCGCAUCGAGCAGUCAGCCAAAGCCGGCCCCCAUCAUGGCAGGUCUCCCGCCGAGGCCAGACUGGGUGAUGCCGCCUUCGCAGCAAGCAAUCGCAACGCAACGAGCUUCCACCUCGAUUGCAGCUCCUCAGCGAGCGGAUGUAGGAGAGGCCUCCUCCUCAUCUCCCCUCGCGACACCCUUCGAUCACCAGCAGCAGCAAAGCGUCUGCGGCGUCUCAACCCCACGCAGCACCUACAGCAGUGCCGCUCGCCCCACGACUCCCUCGUCCUUUGCAGCUGCCGUAGCCGACAUGACCCAGAACACUGGCGCAACACGCCGUCUACGCAGACACAGCGCAGGCAGCGUGAAUAGCGCGAGUACGACGACGAAUCGCAGCGAGGGCGUCGGAGGGGGCAAGAGUGAUAUUGGGAUUGCAGAUGGAGAAGAUGAGGAGGAAGUGGCGGACGCAGAUACGGAUGACGGGCGGAGCAGGAGCAGUGAUGGGAGUAGCAGCUUGGGGCCUAGUGCUAGUGCGAGCAAUGUUGGUGGGGAUGAUGAUGAAGAUUAUGAGGAUGGCGACCGAACGAGGGGAGAAAUUUGAGAGCGCCGCAAGGCAGAGGUGGCGAGAAGCGGUUGCGACACCCGGUCCAUUUCUAGAAAGCAUCGAAUUCACUCAAUCAUCAUUCGGGACGCACGUCUUUGCACUGUCCUGGUGC
This is a messenger RNA of Jaminaea rosea, 3010 nucleotides long. RefSeq lists its product as hypothetical. The coding region runs from base 310 to 2895 and encodes 861 amino acids. The record is from RefSeq and is a predicted model, not a curated record. The transcript has a single exon. Lineage: Eukaryota; Fungi; Basidiomycota; Exobasidiomycetes; Microstromatales. Gene Ontology annotation, molecular function: nucleic acid binding.